GCGCCCCGUCCCGCUCCUCUCCCACAUGUACGGCCACCCCUACGGCUCUCAGCCCCAGCAGGGCUACUCGUCCCAAGAAUACCCCCCGCAGCCUCAGCCCGCCUCCGCAUCCUCUGCGUCCAGAAGCCGGGAGGACCGCCCUCCCCGUCAUCACUCCUCCUCUCGCUCUAUCGGCGACCCCCUCAACUUCACCAGCGGGCAGUUCUCAGGUCAGCUCAUCCGCGCCGAGCUCGUCGAGCUCCAGAAGGCAGAUCUCGGCAGAAAAUACGCCCGCAAGGAUCGCAGACCCCUCGAUCCACCGCCCGUCGUCCAGCUCCGGCUUUACAAGGUUCAGAGCGAUCAGAGAGAGGUCGAGGUCGAAAAUUACGACAACAUGGGCUUGAUCUGCCAUGUCGAUCUCUUCCCGGUCCCCCCACAAGAGUCGUCGUUGCGCGAGGGCUCCACGUACCCUUAUACCUUCCCUGCACCCCAACCCCCUUAUCAAGGCGCGGGCAUGCCGCCGCACGGCGCUCCCUCCGUCGGCAUGCCGAUGCAGCUCCCUCCCAUGCACAUCCCUCCUACCUCACAAUACACCCACGACCCCGCAACCGCCUCGCACCAUCCGAGUCAUCCGCCGCAAGAGUUCGACGUGGUACACAUACACCAAAAUCACCCCAUCACAGAAUCCUCCAAAUGCACCGAAGCACUCGCCGGCACGACCUUCGUCCAGGCGUCGAACCUCGACUACAAGGGCAAUAAAGUGUUGAUGUUCGUUUUCUCAGAUCUGGCCGUCAAGAUGGAGGGCAAUUUCAUCCUGAGGUACCGCUGCUUCGACCUCUUUUCGAAAGUGUCGACCGACGAGGGGGAGACGCCGGUGUGGGCGCAAUGCUACGGCGGUCAGUUCCGGGUCUACUCUACCAAGGAGUUCCCUGGCCUGCGCGCGUCUACGGACCUGACAAAGCACUUGUCCUACUUUGGCGUGCGGCUUAACCUGCGUGAAACGGAGCGCAAGCGCCGGAAGAAGGUCGACGAUCCGGCUGCCCUGGCCGCAGCAGCGAACAAGGGCAAGGGGAAGCGCAGGGACGAGGGCGAUGGAGGAGAGGGUGGGUAUCGACAGUACGAUGAUUAGAGGCGCGUGCUGCCGGUGCCCCGCCCACUGACAUGGCCAUGAUCGCGCAGCGGGGGCGAGGCGGAAUGGGUGUGAGCAGGCCGAAAGCGAGGGUGGGGUGGGUUAGAGGGGUCAGGCCGGGGUCUGGUUGGGGACCGGGGGGCUGGUGCUGGAGUCGCCCGACUUGCGUGUCGGGGGCUGGCUAGCUCUGUCGACCCCGCUUCUGUUUGCUUGCUCGUUGCGCGAUCGGUUCCGUUCUCACUCUCGCUCCCCUUCAUGUCUCUUCCUCGCGCGUGACCCCUCGGCGCCGUCGACGUCGAUGCUUCUUUUGUUCCCUCCCUCUGCUCUUUAAAUCUAGCCCCAUCCAUGCCUUGUUAGCGCGUCGGCACUUUACUAUCGUCUCUUCAUUCUGCUUCUCUUUCCUUCCCAUGCGCCGUGCGCGCGGGAGGUUCCACCCCCAAUCUGAUUCCCUCGACGCUCCCGACCCGAUACAUACCGUAGUGAAUCCUCGCGAAUGUGCAGAAUAUGAAUGCGAAUCGAUGCGAAUUUACCAUUCGGAGCG
Messenger RNA from Heterobasidion irregulare TC 32-1, 1649 nucleotides. RefSeq names its product developmental regulator VosA. The record is from RefSeq and is a predicted model, not a curated record. The transcript is spliced from 6 exons. Bases 26 to 1108 code for a protein of 360 amino acids. Lineage: Eukaryota; Fungi; Basidiomycota; Agaricomycetes; Russulales; Bondarzewiaceae.